Molecule: messenger RNA, 973 nt
Organism: Entamoeba histolytica HM-1:IMSS
Lineage: Eukaryota; Evosea; Mastigamoebida; Endamoebidae
Exons: 1
Coding region: 1-951 (316 amino acids)
Source: RefSeq, a predicted model, not a curated record
AUGAAUAUAAUAUUUAUUUGUUUAUUAACUGGUAUUGUAAUGUCAGAAUCAAUAGUUAUUUCUCUAAUAAAAAAUCUUGAAGGAAAUACUCGUAUAUUUACAAGUAUUGAAUUUGGGAAAUGUUAUUACACAGGCACAGUAACAUCAUAUUACUAUACUCAUAAUGGGAAUAAUAUUACAAUUUCACAUUAUAAUACAACUACAUGUAGUGGAGAUAAAGAAGAAAAAACGGUUGAUAUAAAUGAUAAAGAGAUUAAAAGGUUUUGUAUUAACAAAGACACAUGUACUAUUGAAAUUAAAGAAAUACCAGAUUAUGUAGGAACUUUUAGUUUUGGUAUUGAUGAUGAUACAUGUUCACAUCGAAACAAUAUGUAUUUGACAUAUGUCACCGGUGUAUGUGGUAAAUGUAGUGAAAUUGGGGAGACGUACUGUAAAUACAAAGAAGAGAAUGGAGUUAUGUAUUCAAAUGUUUAUUCUAAUAAUCAAUGUGAUGAAACAGGAAAAGAAUUUGGAGAAGAAAUGUGGAAAUGUGGAUUAUGUGAAAAUGGAACUAUGUAUAAAUGUGGGAAUAAGACUAUGAAUCAAGAAAAUAGUUCUGAUAAUCAACCAAAUGAAAAACCAAAUGAUCAACCAGAUGAAAAACAAAAUGACAAAUCAGAAGGAACUAAGAAUACCGAAAGCAGUUCUAAUAAUAAUAGUCAAACAGAAGAUACUUCAAAACAUAAUUCAGAAGGAUCUAAGAGCAAAGAUGAUGAUUCUAAGAAUCAAACAGAUGAAAAGUCAAUGAAUCACUCUGAAGAUGGAACAAAGGGACACUCAGAAAAUAGUUUCAAUGCACAAUCCGAUGGAAAUUCUAAAAGUGAUUCAGAAGAUGCAUCAACACAUAACAUAGACAGUGCACCAUUAUCUGUUUUCUCUUUUAUUGUGAUGGGAGUUAUAUUAAUGAUUUAACUAACAGAACAGUUUUAUUACA